AGUAGGUUAACUGUCAAGUAUAAAACAGCCAUAUAUUUACUACGUUUUGAAGUAAGUGUAUGCUUUUAAAGACGUAAAAGAAUAUGGAGGAAAUAUGUAUUCCCAUAUAGGCACCAUGAGUAUUGAACACUGUCAAUAUAGCUAGUGGAAAAUUGUCUAUAUGAACAGCAACAUUUCUACGUUUCCUGAGUGUGCAUGUAAAACCAUUUAUGAUGUACAUAAGGAAAUGGGAGUGACACCACUACUGUACUUACGUCAAUGCCUCAAGGCUAUUCUAGCUAUUAUAAAAUUUAAUGCAUAAAUGUGCAUAACAAAAGCACGGGAAACUAACCUAGCAUAAUAAUUACAAAAUUAGGUAAUUUUAACUUAGACAUCAUCAACUAAGACCUUUUAAACUUUCAAUGAAAUGGGUGGUGGAUCCACAGAAACAGGGGACAAAACAAAAGAUGAUAAGCCUAAAACUGAUCAUCACUGUGAUGAAGACGAUAGGGAAAUAACCUGUGGAUUUUCUCUGAAAGUGUCAUCUGAAGAAACAGAGCUUAAAUUGAACGAAAACGAAACGAAGAAUGUGGAAAAUAUUUGUUUAAAAACAAAUGAAGAAAGUGAAAAGAGACUGGAAAAACAGUUAGAAGAAAGAAAAGUGGUGACGACACAUGAAACCAGUUCAAUGAGUAGCAUUUCAUCCCCAUUAUCAUCUAAACUCUUAACGAAUUCCCAAAACUCAGUCUUGACAAACGAUGUACAAAACAAGGAUGGUACUGAAAAUAGCAAUUUGGAUGAAAAACCACAGAAUCGGCAAAGAAAAGACCCCUUGGAGGAUGAAAUGAGAAUGAACAGAUGUCAUAAUCCAAUAAACUUAACUUCAGAAGCGAUUAAGGCUUUCGAGAGAAACAGAGAAAAUAUUACCCGUGCUUUUAAAGACCUGGAACGUUUAAAACAUAACACUACCCAGAACAAUGCUAAAAAUCAUCAACAGAAGAAGACGAGCUCUCAAGUGUUCAAAUUUGAAGGAACCACAUGCACCCAAAAGGAAGAUAGGGUAUCUAAAAAGAUUGGCACUUUUUCAAACGCACAUAAUUUAAAAACUAAGUCACUUGUUUUCAAGUUGCCUUCUUCAGAGACGAUAAGAAAACAAUUCCCUCAAAGAGCGAACGAGAAGGCCAAGAUGGCGUGCAAUCGAUGUAACAGUUGGUGUUUGUACUGGAACGUUUGUAGAGAUUGUAUGGUGUACCUUUGUGAUUCCUGUACAGAAAUUUACCCACAUUCACCAGAUCACACCACAAUCAGAGCUAAAGCCUUUUCUGACUUCGGAUGCCUCGAUCACAUACAGAUCUUUAAAUAUUUCUGUCCUGUCUGCAGCCGUUACAGAUGUGGUGACUGUAUUAAACUGGGGAAAUGUCAGGGACAUGAAUUAAAAGAUGCCUUUGUAAACCAAGAUCAAACUGAGACUUCCGACAGAUUCCCAGCAGGAAUGAAAUUAAAUAAAGAAAUACAAACGACAUUCCAGGAUUCUAGUCCAUCUUCGAUAAGAGGAAGAGUCCUGCACGAACACUUCUGUGGGUAUUGUCAGAUGUCAAAGGAACGUUACAACAUUUGUGAAGAUUGUAUGAUAUACCUCUGUGAGACGUGUAUGGGCAACUACCAUCCUAAGGAUCACACGAUCUGUAAACAAGUACCAUUCCCUGUUUUUGGUUGUUCUAAGCACAAACAAAUUUGUCGUUACUUUUGCAAUUUUUGCAAAAAAUUGAGAUGUGAUGACUGCAUCUUGGCGAAUGAACAAUGCUCUGUUCAUGCUGACAAACUUGUCAAAAUACUGGACCAUAUUAAAUACGAAAGGGACAAAUUCGAUGAAGCAGUGCAGCAGUUUUCUUCCAGAUCGUCUCGGUCCAUCAAUGUGCUGUCAGAUCGACUUGAAGAAAUUGAGGAAACUAUUUCGAUGAAUGGAAUUUUGAACAAGGAAAUUUUGAGACAAGAAUUUGCAUCGCUUCAUCAACUUAUUACAGAACGGGAACAAAGACUUUAUCAAAACUUUGAUCAGGAAUAUGGGUCCUGUCUAAAGAGGAUCCAACAGUACAAAAGGCGGUAUGGAUCGAUCAUGCAAGCUGAUAGCAAACUUAUAUCGACAUCUUUGCAGUUUCUUGGCAAGGAAUCCUUGAUGGAAUUUUUCUUCAGUGCUGAAAAGAUCUGGAAAAGGUUGGAUAGCCAUAAGAAGACUUUGGAGUCUCUACCUAGCCCUGAUGCUCUACUUCAGUCCCUGAUUCUAUCGCCAAUGUCUCUCUAUGUAGAAAAAUCAGAGCUGGACAAAUCUCUACAAUUCAACAGUCUUGGACCUUGCUCUAUAAGCUGUCGGCGAUAUGUAGUGUAUAUUGAGGAUGUCAAGGCACCUAUUCGUAUAGAUGACUUUAUUUCCAUUCCCAGCCCAACUCUCUCCAAAUCUUUGUCGAUUUGUGUGGAAAUCCUAACAUCUGUAAAGAAAGUAAUCAGCCGUUCUGUUCAUCAUUCAUUAGACGAAUACGUCGCCAAUGCGAAAAACCUUAUAUCCUUAGAACCGUCUCACAGAUAUAUAUUCAAAUUUCAUGUACAAACUUCAUUCCAAAUGUCUGACAAGAGGAUUACGAAGAGAAUAAGCAGUCCUUGCCACAUCCUGGUGAUCACAGAUAAAGCACCAAUACACAAAGAAGAAAAGCAACCAAAGAUGAACGUCACCAAGUGUGAAGAUUUUGUUAAAACGUUGAUUAGCAGGGUAGAAAGGAAGCUGAAGUUAAAGGACGACGUACAACAUGAGGAGAAACUGGAUUUUUGUUGCUUGCCCAGAGUGUAUAUAGGUGAAAAUGUAAAACCAAUAUUUCCCACUACUGGAUCAAACUUUUCGCUAUUUGGCACACCUUUGCAAUUUUCAGAAUUUAAAACUGGACAAAAAUCCAUUGGAACGAGACAAGCAUUUGUUGCGAGAAAAGGCAAAUAUUUUGAAGAAAGAGAAGGCAAUAUCAAUACCAAACACCAAUGCAUUACGGCAAUGCCUUAUUAUGAAAAUAAAAGUAUGGAAGAACUACGAGCAGAGGACUAUUUAAUUAAAAGACUGGGAUGGAAUGGACAUAUGACAAGAAGAUUCAGACCUCCCACUGACGCAAGUACAAGGUUCCAAUCCAUUUCCGCCAUGACAGAGUAUGAAAAUUAUAGUCCAGAAGAACUACGAUUGCAGGAUUAUAUAACCAGCGGGAUAGUCAAAUUUUGUACAAAGUUUGAUAAGUAUAAGAAGAAUUUGGAGUCUCUACCUAGUCCUGAUGCUCUACUUCAGUCUCCGAUUCUAUCGCCAAUGUCUCUCUAUGUAGAAAAAUCAGAGCUGGCCAAAUCUCUCCAAUUCAACAACCUGGAAAACGAAAGUAGAAAACUUGUCAUGCGGAAAAUGCAUCAGUUUGCAAUUCAUUUUAGAUGGAUUUGUGGACCAAUGUGUAUUAUAUAUGAAGUAAUCAUGGAAAACAAAAGCAAAUCGGAAAUGGAGGAAAAACUUGAAAUUGAUCAUAAGGAAGAAAUAGAGGAGUUCGAAUCAGAUGAGGUGAUUGUGAGUUCAAUUGACAGAAAAAGUUGUGGUGAUUUGGUCAGUUGUACCAAACAAAAUGAUUUUAAAAGUAGCAUGGCAAAAGAAUCCCAAUAUCGAGAUGUACAAGAAAGUGAAGUUACCGAGAUUCAUAUUUCUACGGAAGAACAUUUGAUGAAAACAGGAUUGGACAAUGAGGAUAAAGACAGUAGUUCAAACAUAGACAUUGAUAGGCUCGAGGAAAAAUAUCACGAAAAUGAAGAAACACUGCACAGAAAGAGUGAAAUCACUGAUUUUGAUUCUACAAUAACGAAAACAAAAAGUGACUUUAAAUACACCGGUGAUGAAAAAGUCGAGGGAAUUUCAGGUAAAAUCGCUGUUACUCACGAGGAAAGAAAGGGUGAUGAAUAUUACGAAACUAAAGAAACAUUGCACAGAAAGAAUGAAGUCACUGCUUUUGAUUCUACAAUCACGAAAACGAAAACUGACUCAAAAUACACUAAAGAUGAAAAAAGCGAGGGAAUUUCUGGUAAGAUGACUGUUACUGAUGAGGAAAAUAUUGAUGAUGACUAUAUAUGGGAUGAUUGUUCUCCGAUAACGUUUUCUUAUACAACUUUGGAAAACUUUGAAAAGAGGAAAGAAAUCAACGAUAGUUUAAUAAAUUCAAAAGAGAGUGUAAAGGAAAGAGAUAGUAUGCAAUGUCUUCAUACAGAUACAUCCAAAACGUGUGACCAAGAACUGGGACCCACAGGAAAUCGUGAGAGCGAAAACGCUGCGCGAAAAAUUGACAAAAAGGAUGAAAAAUGUACAUCCAGAAAAACAAACAUUUUGGAGCAGACUGUCAGCAUUCAAGAUUCAUGUAAAGACCUUCCAGAACAUAGAAAGAAUGUUCUGUUUGAAAAAGAAUUAUCCAAUUUAAGUAUUGAAAUGAGACAGAGGGAAUCGUGUGCUAAUUUAGGGCAAGAAACGCUGAGAGAUGAUUUUAACUUGAAAAAUGCUUCAAACGCAUCAAAAGAGGCAUCGAGUCAUUUAGCUGAAAAACACACUUCACAGAAUGUAGAAGAUUUAUGGAAAUCAUUCACCAGUAAAUUACAGUCUCAAAAGCCUGAUGAGUUUUGCAAAACAUUUCCUUUUGAUUUCAAAUUUUCACCGUCAAAAGACAGGGGAAAAUGUGUCACAAAGAAAGAAAUAAGUUCAGAGAAUAACACUUCAAACCUUACAGUGCCUUCCAAAGCUCUAGGAACUUUAUCUGAUCACUAUUGCACUUACUGUGGACAGACAAGUGAACUUUAUAAUGUUUGUGAAGAUUGCAUGGUAUAUUUCUGCAACAAUUGUUUUCUAAGAUUUCAUCCAAGAAACCAUACUAUUUGUAAAUCAAAACAGUUCUCUACCUUUGCAUGUUCUGAGCACAAACAAAUCGGUCGUUAUUUCUGCGAAGUCUGCAAAGCACUAAAAUGCGAGGAAUGUGUCCUUGGGGAAGGAAGAUGUCAUGGACACAAAAUCAAGAAACUUUUGAAGCAUAUCACAGAGGAGAAGGACAGAUAUGAUGAAGCAAUCAAUAAUUUUUCCAAUCUCAGCUCCCAAACAAUCAAUUUGCUGUCUGCAGAAUUGGACACAAUUGAGCAGAACAUUACCAUGAAUGCACUUCAGAGAAAGGAAUCUAUAAGACAGGAGCUAGCAUCACUUCGUCAUAUGAUAACUGUUAAAGAACAAGAAAUGUACCAGGAUCUAGAACAGGAUUUCAGAUUGCAGUUAAAAUUGAUAAGACAAAGGCGGAGAGAAUACGGGUCUUACUUGACAGAGGAUAAUAAUUUACUUUCCAAGUCUUUACAUGCCCUUGGAAAAAAAUCGCUUUUGAAUUUCCAUUUUAGUGUACCAAUAUUAUGGGAAAGGUUUGAACAACACAAGAGAAACUUACACUGUCUAAAAAGCCCAGACGAAUUGUAUGCUUCACCAUUGAACUUCCCGUUUUCUCUUUAUGUCGAGAAAAAGGAGCUGGACAAAUCAUUACAGCUGAAGAGUAUAGCAUCAUCAAAUAUAUCCUGUUCAUGCCAUACGAUGUACCUUGAUGACGUCACAAGACCACUGCGUCUUCAGGAAUUGGUUGUCGUUCAUCCAUCUACCUUGUCCAACUUCCAGACAGUAUUUGUUGAGAUUCGAAAACCGCUACAGAACGUCCUCUGGAAAUCUGAGUGCACUGCAGACGACUUCAUAGUUAAUACUGAGGACAGAAUUAUGUUAGAACCCAAAAACAGAUACAUUGUCAAAAUUUCCGUUCAAACCACAACGCAAUGGUCCGAGUACAGAACAACACAGAGAAAAGACAGACCUUGUCAUAUUUUACUUAUAACAGGAAACGAUGCACCGAUGGACACUAGAAUGGAUUCAGUUUUUUCUCAGGAACACAUCGUUGGAUUACAAUUUCAAGAAUUUUGGGAAAGAAACCUUACAAAACCAUCUCUCUACAAGAUUUAUGGACAAUCUUUGGAAAAUCCAUUUAGUUCAAUAGAUUUUAAGCAAAUGAGUUUUGAGGAAAGAAGAUAUAUUUCCACAUAUUUUGUCAAGACUCAAGUAGAUGUCGGCGCAAAUCCUUCACCAAAAAAUGACUCGGGAAACAAGACGUCAGGAAAAAGAGAAAUGUUGGAGCCCCUGCAUUUUCUAUAUUAA
Molecule: messenger RNA, 6205 nt
Organism: Saccostrea cuccullata (small rock oyster)
Lineage: Eukaryota; Metazoa; Mollusca; Bivalvia; Ostreida; Ostreidae
Exons: 27
Coding region: 407-6205 (1932 amino acids)
Cellular component (GO): nuclear pore
Molecular function (GO): zinc ion binding
Source: RefSeq, a predicted model, not a curated record